AGGGGCAGGAUGCUGGUGAUCAGAGAGAUUUAAAAGUUAAAAGAACAGAGUGGCGCCCACCCAGUCCUCUUUGAAGAAAGGGCUUGGGACGCUGCAACGUGGGAAGAGCAAGGAUUUGGAGAUCUGCGGCCUUGGCUGAGGGAGCUCAUGACCUCGGACCUCCAUGCUCCUGGCUUGCGCCCUGCUCUGCCUGCCCUGGACUCAGGAGGUGGGCGCCUUCCCAGCCGUGCCCCUGUCCAGCCUGUUUGCCAACGCUGUGCUCCGGGCCCAGCACCUGCACCAGCUGGCGGCUGACACCUACAAAGAGUUUGAGCGCGCCUACAUCCCGGCGGGACAGAGAUACUCCGUCCAGAACACCCAGGCUGCCUUCUGCUUCUCGGAGACCAUCCCGGCCCCCACGGGCAAGGACGAGGCCCAGCAGAGAUCGGACGUGGAGCUGCUCCGCUUCUCGCUGCUGCUCAUCCAGUCGUGGCUCGGGCCCGUGCAGUUCCUCAGCAGGGUCUUCACCAACAGCCUGGUGUUCGGCACCUCGGACCGCGUCUAUGAGAAGCUGAAGGACCUGGAGGAGGGCAUCCAGGCCCUGAUGCGGGAGCUGGAAGAUGGCAGCCCCCGCGCUGGGCAGAUCCUCAAGCAGACCUACGACAAAUUUGACACAAACAUGCGCAGUGAUGACGCGCUGCUCAAGAACUACGGGCUGCUCUCCUGCUUCAAGAAGGACCUGCACAAGGCUGAGACGUACCUGCGGGUCAUGAAGUGUCGCCGCUUCGUGGAGAGCAGCUGUGCCUUCUAGUUGCCGGGCAUCUCUGUUACCCCUCCCCAGUGCCUCCCAGGACCCUGGAAGGUGCCACCCCAGUGCCCACCGUCCUUUCCUAAUAAAACGAGGUUGCA
Messenger RNA from Kogia breviceps (pygmy sperm whale), 888 nucleotides. Lineage: Eukaryota; Metazoa; Chordata; Mammalia; Artiodactyla; Physeteridae. The record is from RefSeq and is a predicted model, not a curated record.